CCAGGAAGUAGACACUAGAAGCCACACGUCUUACAAGUUAUUAUAUGGUGAAAAGGGUUAAAAUUUCACAUAACCUGGAAUUGUAAUUUCAGGGAAUGGAGACAAUGGACUUUAUUAGAAAAAGGAGAAUAAAUUCCAAUGACAAUGAUAACGAACAUUGUCCACAAUCCAAACGGAGUAAGGCAAACCCUGGUUUUCAGGAGUCUCAGAAUGUGGAGUCUUCAAGCAAUGACAGUGAAAGAAAUGGGAGCAGCAUUAUUAGCUCAGAGAGAGCAGGUGGACCAGAAUAUGGCUUAAAUCAGAUGAUUGCUGAAUUCAAUCUGAACAUCCCUCAGUCCUUCCACGAGGAAUAUGCACUGGGCCAAGGUCCUUAUUACUACAUCAACCAGAUUUUGAAGGAGGCUCACUUCUACAGCCUGCAGCAACGCAGACAACCUCCAACAUAAAGGAGUAGGCACUCCUUUUUCCAACCUAAACCAUAUUUAUAAAAGCAAUGGUGUG
This is a messenger RNA of Fukomys damarensis (Damara mole-rat), 501 nucleotides long. It is a transcript of the gene Vcf2, whose product is annotated as family with sequence similarity 104 member B. The record is from RefSeq and is a predicted model, not a curated record. The coding region runs from base 96 to 446 and encodes 116 amino acids. The transcript has 3 exons. Lineage: Eukaryota; Metazoa; Chordata; Mammalia; Rodentia; Bathyergidae.